AAUCGUCCGUGCAUUACCUUUUACAUUAAGGGUUUAUCUUUAGAUUUAUGCACAGUUACUUUAUUGUGAAGAAAAAGAAUGUGCUUAGUCAUUCACCAAACUGGUUUAAAUUAACCUCUGGUCUCAGAGGGUGGAUCCUACAGGCUACCAGCGAUUGGCUGCGUGGUGGCAGGCGGCCCAUGCGAAGCCUGCAACAUCUGUAAACCCUUCCAGAUGCUGCUCACUCAAUCACUCAGAAAGAUUCAACUUGGAACCCUACGUCCUUGGAUAAAAUGUCUUUUAUAAAAGUAGAUGCAGCGUCUGAUUUUUCUUUCCACAACCUACCAUAUGGCGUAUUCUCCACUAUGGACAAUCCCAAACGGCGCAUUGGGGUUGCCAUUGGAGACCAGAUACUGGACCUGAGUGUGAUACUCUCACUAUUUCAAGGACCCGUGAUGUCCAAAAAUCAAGAUGUUUUUCAACAGCCUACAUUAAAUGCUUUCAUGGCUCUGGGAAAUGAAGCAUGGAAGGAGACAAGGCGUACUUUGCAAAUUUUGCUCUCGGCCAAUGAGAGCACUCUAAGAGAUGACUGCACUCUACGCAGUAGAGCUUUUGUCCUUCAGAGUGCAGCCAUAAUGCAUCUUCCUGCGGAUAUCGGUGAUUACACUGACUUCUACUCAUCGAGGGAUCAUGCAACUAAUGUUGGCACCAUGUUUCGUGGAAAGGAAAAUGCCCUAAUGCCAAACUGGUUGAGGCUUCCCGUUGGAUAUCAUGGUCGGGCUUCAUCAGUGGUUGUUUCGGGAACCCCCAUUCGUCGGCCCUCAGGGCAGAUGAGACCUGAUCAGACUAAACCUCCUGUUUUUGGCCCAUCACAGCAGUUGGACAUUGAGUUGGAGAUGGCGUUCUUUGUUGGAGGGGGUAAUUUGCUUGGAGAGCCAAUAUCCAUCAUGAAAGCCCAUGAACACAUCUUUGGAAUGGUACUCAUGAAUGACUGGAGCGCUCGGGACAUUCAAUCUUGGGAGUAUGUUCCUUUGGGUCCAUUCCUUGGCAAGAACUUCGGAACAACAAUCUCACCUUGGGUGGUGCCCAUGGAGGCCUUGUUACCAUUUGCAGAGCCCAAUCCCGUUCAGGAUCCACAGCCCCUCCCCUACCUCCGACAUGUGGAUCCCUACACUUUUGACAUUAAUCUAUUUGUAUCACUGAAAGGACGGCUUAUGAAAGAAUCUACAAUCAUCUGCAAAUCAAAUUUCAAAUACAUGUACUGGACAAUGAAACAGCAGCUUGCUCAUCACACAAUCAAUGGCUGCAACGUCAGACCUGGAGACCUGCUGGCAUCUGGUACUAUUAGUGGACCUGAUCCAGAGAGCUUUGGCUCCAUGUUGGAGCUAUCAUGGAGGGGAUCCAAGAGCAUUGAUCUUGGUGGAGGAGAAACCAGAACAUUCCUCCGGGAUGGCGAUGAAGUCACUAUUACAGGUCAUUGCGUAAGAGAUGGUUACAGAGUGGGUUUUGGGUCCUGCACUGGGGUCAUCCUCCCUGCCCUGCAACACUGAAACGUCUCUCCCAGAAUGUUUUAUGCAAGUGGGAAUAUGUUCCUUUGUGAAAAAUAAAAUAUACAGCGCAAGCACAUACCCACUCACUCACGACACUAAUUUACUCACUGCUCAAAUGAUGUGAUAUGAGCCACAGUCAAUUCUCCAUGUAUGUCAGAGCUACAUUGAGCAAUACUAACUGGAAUCCUCUGUAAUAUUUGUCCUACAGAGGAAUUGUUUCACAUCAGUGUCUAAAUGUUACUGCCCGACCAGAUUCAGUAUUAAAUUAACAUUUCCAUUUUGUUGUUCCUUGAAUUGUAAUACAAGCACACAUUAUUUA
This is a messenger RNA of Corythoichthys intestinalis (scribbled pipefish), 1848 nucleotides long. It is a transcript of the gene fah, whose product is annotated as fumarylacetoacetate hydrolase (fumarylacetoacetase). The coding region runs from base 273 to 1529 and encodes 418 amino acids. Lineage: Eukaryota; Metazoa; Chordata; Actinopteri; Syngnathiformes; Syngnathidae. The transcript is spliced from 14 exons. Gene Ontology annotation, biological process: L-phenylalanine catabolic process; homogentisate catabolic process; L-tyrosine catabolic process. Gene Ontology annotation, molecular function: fumarylacetoacetase activity. The record is from RefSeq and is a predicted model, not a curated record.